Messenger RNA from Striga asiatica, 678 nucleotides. Lineage: Eukaryota; Viridiplantae; Streptophyta; Magnoliopsida; Lamiales; Orobanchaceae. The record is from the annotation of a GenBank genome assembly.
AUGACUAGACGAACGACGUCCCCGCUUUUGAGCCGCAGUGUUUCGCUUGGCUCAUCCAAAAGGCGACAACGACUGGUGGCGGGAACCGCCAUCCGCCGCAGUGCCUGGAAAAGGAGCCCUACUUUGUCGCCGGUAGAGUCUCACGCAGUCAAAUUCGUCUUCAAUCUGGACGGAUUUCCCCCAUCUACAGCGACUCUUUUGAUCUCGCAGGACGGAAAUGAAGAGGUCGUGCUCGUCGUUUUUCAUGACAAUGGCAACAAUGCCAACCAGCUCGAUCAAAACCCGAGAUCGUUUUUCUUGGCCGAAAAUCCGGCAAGAGGACAACACCAAGAACAAUACAAGCAGAGAGGACAAGGCCGGCCACAUCAGCAGCUGGGAAAUGUUUUCAGGGGUUUUGAUACAAAGACUAUUGCGGAGGUUUUCAAGGUGGACGAGGAGACUGCAAGGAAGCUUCAGGGGCAAAACGAGGAGAGGGGCCAUAUUGUGACGGUUGAUGAGGGACUUCAGGUGAUUAGGCCGCCGUCGGAGUACAGCCGCCGUGAAAGGGAGGAGGAGGAGAGGUACUAUGGCGGCAGGCCGUCUCAUCAAGGAGAUCAGUUUCUGAUAUCCAGUGGAGCAAUGGACUUGAAAUCAUCUACAGAAGAACCAAACCAAGUAGAGCAGGAAAAACCAUAUUAG